Messenger RNA from Ostreobium quekettii, 1605 nucleotides. The record is from the annotation of a GenBank genome assembly. Lineage: Eukaryota; Viridiplantae; Chlorophyta; Ulvophyceae; Bryopsidales; Ostreobiaceae.
AUGGCCCACCGCAUCCUGCACGACCCCGACAGCGAUGGCUGGGAGAGAUCAGACUUCCCAAUCGUUUGCGAGACGUGCCUGGGGCCCAAUCCAUAUGUCCGAAUGCAGAGGAUUGAGUAUGGAGGGACUUGCCACAUAUCUGGGAGGCCGUACACGGUGUUCCGGUGGCGACCCGGCAAUGACGCCAGGUACGGGGCUCGUUGCUGCGCAGCUGGGUGCAGUGUGAGGAUUUGGUGCGUGUUGUUCAUGGGCAGCCUGGUGCCAAUCUGUAGGUACAAGAAAACCAUCAUAUGUCAGGAGGUUGCAAAGGCGAAGAACGUGUGUCAGGUCUGCCUCCUGGAUCUGGACUACGGACUGCCUGUCCAAGUGAGAGACUCUGCACUGGGCAUCGACAAGGACGUCAUCCCUGAGAGCGAUGUCAACAAGGAGUACAAACUGGAUCAGUUGACCAAGUCAGGGGAGCUGGGCGCUGAAUACCAGAAGGCCUCCCCUAAUGACCUGAUCCUCAAGCUCCAGAGGACGACUCCAUACUACAAAAGGAACAUGGCUCCUAUAUGCUCCUUCUUUGUGCGUGGCUUGUGCAACCGAGGCGCAGAAUGCCCCUACAGGCAUGAGAUGCCCACCACCGGGGAGCUGGCUGAGCAGAACAUCAAGGACAGAUACUAUGGCAUCAAUGACCCAGUAGCAAAAAAGAUGCUGCGCAGGGCUGGGGACAUGCCAACGUUGACACCGCCAGAGGAUGAUUCGAUCACGACGUUGUACAUCGGCGGCCUGAACUCUGACAUCACAGAGGAAGACCUCCGAGACAAGUUCUACUCAUAUGGAGAGAUUGAGUCCAUAAAGAUCAUCGAGAAUCGGCACUGUGCGUUCAUUGCCUACACCACCCGCAAGGCAGCUGAAACUGCUGCUGAGGAGAUGGCCAACCGCCUCAUCAUCAGGGGCACUCGGCUGAAGUUGAUGUGGGGCCGCCCUCCACAGCCCAAACCCCAGGAGGGCAGUGAGGAGGCCCCAUCCACGGGGCUGCCAGAGCAGCCCUCCUCGUCUGCACCACGGCCAACAAUGCUUCCUCCGCAGGUGCAAAUACAGAUGGGCGGUGCAGCCCCCUUCCAGCCCUACGGCCCAAACUACUUCAAUCUCCCCCCCCGCCCACCCGCUGAGCGCCAGUACUACCCCUCCAUGGACCCCCUUGCCAUGGGCACCACAAAAGCGCCUGCACCUGGCCAGGCACCCAAGCGGCCCCCUGAGCCCAGCACCUCUGAAGACACCUCGACCGGACACAACAAGCGGCCAAGACACCCCGACGGUCCCCCAGGGCCGCCCAUGCAGCCCGUGCCCUUUGGCAUGCCACCGCCGCCAGGGUAUCAGGUUAUGCCUGCCGGAAGGGGGAUGCCGAUGCCUGUUGGGAUGUUACCCAUGGGGCCAACCCCCAUUGGCGGUCCCCCGAUGCCUGGGCAGUGGCCCCCCAUGCAAGGGCCUCCACAGGGUGCAGGGCCGCGCCCGAUGGUGCAGAUGAUGCCACCACCAAUGCAUCCCGCAGGCCCACCGAUGCCCAUGGGGCCAAGACCGCCAUCCAGGCCACCGCAGGGUGGCACGAGUGGGCCGUGA